Molecule: messenger RNA, 1334 nt
Organism: Saccoglossus kowalevskii
Lineage: Eukaryota; Metazoa; Hemichordata; Enteropneusta; Harrimaniidae
Product: hyaluronidase-1-like
Biological process (GO): hyaluronan catabolic process; carbohydrate metabolic process
Molecular function (GO): hyalurononglucosaminidase activity
Source: RefSeq, a predicted model, not a curated record
ACCAACCCAUACUUCAGUGCACUGGGAAUGACCCUCUGAAUAAUUGGAUCUCAGGCUUAUGAAACUUGUUUGACGUUAUUUUAACGCCGGAGAAACCGCUAAAACACCACACCAUGUUUGUACCAGCUCCGGUUAUAUUUGUUGCGUUGUUUGUUGAUGUAACUGUUGCUUUUCCCUCGGAGCAUUUCCGCGCAGUUUGGAACACACCUACUCGGCACUGCAAUGAGUACGGAAUUCCGUUCAACUUUAACAAAUAUGAAAUAAUUGUGAAUAGUAACCAGGCCUGGAUAGGAGAUAAGAUUGCAUUAUUUGAUCACGAUAAGAUGGGUUUGUACCCGUUUUUCACCGACAAUAAGACAGCAGUAAAUGGAGGAAUACCCCAGCUUGCUGAUUUUAACGCACAUUUUGAACAAGUAGCUGAGGACAUUAUGGAAUUUAUACCAGAUACAGAGUUUAAUGGACUAGCAGUUAUUGAUUGGGAGCCAUGGCGACCAACUUGGGAGAGGAACUGGGAUUCUAAAAAAAUUUAUCAGGAUCAAUCUAUACUACUUGUUAAAAAAAGGCACGGGAACUGGUCUGAAGAAUUUAUAAAAUCUGUUGCAAAAUUUGAGUUUGAAAAUGCUGCAAAAUCAUUGAUGGAAGGUACUUUAAAGCUUGUAAAAGAACUACGCCCUAAUGCAUUAUGGGGAUUUUAUGGCUUUCCACGAUGCUAUAAUUUGGAUGAAGAGAAAUGCUCAAAUGAAGUAAAAGAACAAAAUGACAAGCUCCAGUGGUUGUUUGAUAGUAGUACAGCAGUUUAUCCAUCUAUUUAUGUGAGCGCUGGUGAUCAAUUCUGCAAUAUCAGUUUAUUAAAGUUUAUUUCUGCCAGACUGGAUGAAGCUAUAAGAGUGGUGAUGCAGUCUUCAAAUCCGUAUAUACCUAUAUACUCGUAUUGUAGAUAUAAUUAUUCAAACACUCAAUAUUACCUCAAUAAUGUUCAUUUGCAAUACACUAUUGGACAAUCCAUGAAAAAGGGAUUAUCAGGCGUGAUUUUAUGGGGUGAUAACGAAGAUACUAAUAACCCAGAAGCAUGCCAUAGUUUACAAAAAUAUCUCACCUUGUUACUUGGACCAUAUGUAUUAAACACUACCAAUCUUGGUAUACAAUGUAGCAAAUCACAUUGCAAUUAUCAUGGCAGAUGUAUGGAACAAGAUAAUGCAAGUUCCCAUGAUAAAAUAUCAAAAUAUUGUCACUUUUCAAAAAUGGAAAAACAAGUGCUCACGUUUUCAAGAAGUGACACAACUAAAUGUUGGUGCUAUCAGGGUUGGCAUGGCAACCACUGUGACCAGAAGUAG